CGGGGGGUGGUUGGAUUUUUCCCACGGAAGUUUCUAUCCCCGUCCACACCCCGGAUUUUCCCGGGUGCGUUUCCUGGGAAUGUCGGCGUUUCCCGGGGUGGGUGUGUGAGAUUUUUCCCAUGGAAGUUUCUAUCCCGGUCCCACUCCCCGGGGUUUCCCAGGUGCGUUUCCCGGGAAUGUCGGCAUUUCCCGGGGUGGGUGUGUGGAUUUUUCCCACAGAAGUUUCUAUCCCAGUCCCACACCCCGGGGGUGUGUUUCCCGGGAAUAUCGGCGUUUCCUGGGGCAGGGGUUGGAUGUUUCCUACGGAAUUUUCUAUCUCCAUCCCACACCCCGGGGGUGCGUUUCCCGGGAAUGUCAGCGUUUCCUGGGGCAGGGGUUGGAUUUUUCCCACGGAAGUUUCUAUCCCCAUCCCACACCCCGGGGUUUCCCGGGUGCGUUUCCCGGGAAUGUCGGCGUUUCCCAGGGGUGGGUGGGAUUUUUCCCAUGGAAGUUUCUCUCCCGGUCCCACCCCCCGGGGUUUCCCGGAUGCGUUUUCCGGGAAUGUCAGCGUUUCCCAGGGGUGGGUUGGAUUUUUCCCAUGGAAGUUUCUAUCCCUGUCCCACACCCCAGGGGUGCGUUUCCUGCGAAUAUCGGCGUUUCCCGGGUGGCGUGGGAUUUUUCCCAUGGAAGUUUCUAUCCCCGUCUACACCCCGGAUUUUCCUGGGUGCAUUUCCCGGGAAUGUCGGCGUUUCCCGGGGUGGGUGUGUGGAUUUUUCCCACGGAAGUUUCUAUCCCGGUCCCACACCCCGGGGUUUCCCGGGUGCAUUUCCCGGGAAUAUCGGUGUUUCCUGGGGCGGGGGUGUGUGGGAUUUUUCCCAUGGAAGUUUCUAUCCCGGUCCCACACCUCAGGGGUGCAUUUCCCGGGAAUGUCGGUGUUUCCUGGGGCGGGAGUUGAAUUUUUCCCACGGAAGUUUCUAUCCCCGUCCCACACCCCGGGGUUUCCCAGGUGCGUUUCCUGGGAAUAUCAGUGUUUCCUGGGAGUGGGGGUUGGAUUUUUCCCAUGGAAGUUUCUAUCCCAGUCCCACACCCCGGGGGUGCAUUCAACGGGAAUGUUGGCGUUUCCCGGGUGGCGUGGGAUUUUUCCCAUGGAUGUUUCUAUCUCCAUCCCACACCUCAGGGGUGCGUUUCCCGGGAAUGUCGGCGUUUCCCAGGGGUGGGUUGGAUUUUUCCCAUGGAAGUUUCUAUCCUGGUCCCACACCCUGGGGGUGCGUUUCCCGGGAAUGUCGACGUUUCCCGGGGUGGGUGUGUGGAUUUUUCCCACGGAAGUUUCUAUCCCGGUCCCACACACCAGGGGUGCGUUUCCUGGGAAUACCGGCAUUUCCCGGGUGGGGUUGGAUUUUUCCCACGGAAGUUUCUCUCCCGGUCCCACACCCCGGGGCUGUGUUUCCCGGGAAUGUCGGCGUUUCCCAGGGGUGGGUUGGAUUUUUCCCACGGAAGUUCCUAUCCCCGUCUCACACCCCGGGGUUUCGUUUCCCGGGAAUGUCGGCGUUUCCGGGGGUGGGUGUGUGGAUUUUUCCCAUGGAAGUUUCUAUCUCCAUCCCACACCCCGGGGGUGCGUUUCCCGGGAAUAUCGGCGUUUUCCGGGGUGGUGGUGGGAUUUUUCUCAUGGAAGUUUCUAUCCUGGUCCCACACCCCGGGGUUUCCCGGGUGCGUUUCCCGGGAAUGUCGGCGUUUCCCGGGGGUGGGUGUGUGGAUUUUUCCCACGGAAGUUUCUAUCCCCGUCCCACACCCCGGGGGUGCGUUUCCCGGGAAUAUCGGCGUUUCCCGGAGGUGUGUGUGUGGGAUUUUUCCCAUGGAAGUUCCUAUCUCCAUCCCACACCCCGGGGGUGCGUUUCCCGGGAAUAUCGGUGUUUCCUGGGGUGGUGGUGGGAUUUUUCCCACGGAAGUUUCUAUCCCGGUCUCACACCCCGGGGGUGCGUUUCCUGCGAAUAUCGGCGUUUCCCGGAGGUGUGUGUGUGGAUUUUUCCCAUGGAAGUUUCUAUCUCCAUCCCACACCCCGGGGGUGCGUUUCCCGGGAAUGUCGGCGUUUCCCGGAGGUGUGUGUGGAUUUUUCCCAUGGAAGUUUCUAUCCCGGUCCCACACCCCGGAGGUGCGUUUCCCGGGAAUAUCGGCGUUUUCCGGGGUGGUGGGUGGGAUUUUUCCCACGGAAGUUUCCAUCCCGGUCCCACCCCCCGGGGGUGCGUUUCCCGGGAAUAUCGGUGUUUCCCGGGAACGUCGCGUUCCGCGGCGCUGAGCGCUGUCCGUGGCCGUUGCAGCUCGGCUCCGCGCGGCUCGGCGUGUUUCCAGGCCCAGGGCUCGCCGGGGCUCCGGCUGCGGGUGCUGCAGCAGGCGCGCAGCGUGAAGCUGCCCUCCAGCGUGGCGCGCUGGCCGCUGCGGCCCGCGCCCGAGCUGCUGCUGGCCAUGGACGCGCCCAGCAAGGAGCCGGGCGACGAGAAGGUCAGGAUCUCCUAUUUCCGCGAGGCCGGCGGGGUUCCCGUGGGCCGGGCCGUGCUCUACCUCACCUGCGUGGAGGUGUCGCUGGACGCUGACGUCAGCCGCAGCGGGGCCGUGAGCCGGACACUGCUGGACAAGGCCAGCUGGACGUGGGGCCCCGAUGGCCACGGGGCCGUGCUCCUCGUCAACUGCGACCGCGACGACCCCGGCACCCAGGGCCUGGACAGCGAGGACAGCGCCGUGCGCUCCUACAACGACCUGAAGGACAUGUCGCAGCUGGUGCUGCGGACGCGCGGUCCCCGCGCCAUCUUCGCCGCGCACCGCCUGCUGCUGCACGUGGACUUCGGCCACGCCGACAAAAUCCGCGUGUUCUACGGCGGCAGCGGGGCGGAGCUGGAGCAGUUCCGGGCGGUGCUGGGCGGCUCCCGGCUGUCCUACAGCGUGCGGCUGGGCCGCCACUGCCACGAGAGCGUCUUCUACGUGGAGGGCCUGGCCUUUCCCGACGUGUCCUUCUCCGGCCUCGUGUCCCUGCACGUCACCCUGCUGGAGAGCCACCAGCAGGGCCUCCUGGAGUCCCCGAUCUUCACGGACUCCGUGGUUUUCCGCGUGGCUCCCUGGAUCAUGACUCCCAACACGGCGGCGCCGCUGGAAGUCUUCGUCUGCAGCGUGGACGACAACGAGGGGUUCGUGGCGGCCGUGGGCGCGCUGGCGGAGCGGGCGCGGUGCCCGCUGACCGUGUGCCCGGCGCCGCAGAACCGCCAGGACCGCUGGAUCCAGGAUGAGAUGGAGUUCGGCUACGUCCAGGCCCCACACAAGACUUUCCCCGUGGUCUUCGACUCGCCCCGGGACCGCGGCCUGAAGGAUUUUCCCGUCAGGAGCAUCCUGGGCCCCGAUUUCGGCUACGUGGCCCGGCACGCUCCGGAGGGCGCUUCCAGCCUGGAUUCCUUCGGGAAUUUGGAGGUGAGCCCGCCGGUGACGGUGCAGGGCAAGGAGUACCCGCUGGGGCGCAUCCUGGUCGGCAGCAGCUUCCCCAGGCUGGGCGGCCGCAGGAUGGCCAAGGCCGUGCGCCAGUUCCUGGAGGCGCAGGAGGUGCAGGCGCCCGUGGAGCUCUUCUCCGACUGGCUCCACGUCGGGCACGUCGACGAGUUCCUGAGCUUCGUCCCCGCGCCCGACCGCAAGGGAUUCCGGCUGCUCCUGGCCAGCCCCAGCGCCUGCUACCAGCUGCUCCGGGAGAAGCAGGAGGAGGGCUUCGGAGAGGCCGCGAUGUUCCAGGAGCUGGACAGGGACGGGGUGCCCAAGCCCACCAUAAACGAGAUCCUGGCUAACGAGGAGCUCCGCAAGUUCAACGAUUACGCCCAGAGCUGCAUCAGCUGGAACCGGGACAUCCUGAAGCGCUCGCUGGGCCUGGCCGAGCCGGACAUCCUGGACAUCCCGCAGCUCUUCCGGGGCGACGCCGCCUCGGGGGCCGAGGCCUUCUUCCCGGACAUGGAUGUCCCCAGGAUGGUCCCGGGAUGUCUCUGGGAUGUCUCCGGGAUGUCUCCGGGAUGUCUCUGGGAUGUGGGAUGUCCCCAGGAUGUCCCCAGGAUGGUCCCGGGAUGUCUCUGGGAUGUCCCCACGUUGGAAUGUCCCUGGGAUGUCCCCAGGAUGUCCCCAGGAUGGUCCCGGGAUGUCUCUGGGAUGUCUCCAGGAUGUCCCCGGGAUGUCUCUGGGAUAUCUCUGGGAUGUCUCUGGGAUGUCCCAGUGUCGGGAUGUCUCUGGGAUGUCCCCAGGAUGUCUCUGGGAUAUCUCUGGGAUGUCUCUGGGAUGUCCCAGUGUCGGGAUGUCUCUGGGAUGUCCCCAGGAUGUCUCUGGGAUAUCUCUGGGAUGUCUCUGGGAUGUCCCAGUGUCGGGAUGUCUCUGGGAUGUCCCCAGGAUGUCUCUGGGAUGUCUCUGGGAUGUCUCUGGGAUGUCCCAGUGUCGGGAUGUCUCUGGGAUGUCCCCAGGAUGUCUCUGGGAUGUCUCUGGGAUGUCUCUGGGAUGUCCCAGUGUCGGGAUGUCUCUGGGAUGUCCCCAGGAUGUCUCUGGGAUGUCUCUGGGAUGUCUCUGGGAUGUCUCUGGGAUGUCUCUGGGAUGUCUCCAGGAUGUCCCCGGGAUGUCUCUGGGAUAUCUCCGGGAUGUCUCUGGGAUGUCCCCAGGAUGUCUCUGGGAUGUCUCCGGGAUGCCUCUGGGAUGUCCCCAGGAUGUCUCCAGGAUGGUCCCAGGAUGUCUCUGGGAUGUCUCUGGGAUGUCCCCAUGUUGGGAUGUCUCUGGGAUGUCUCCAGGAUGUCUCUGGGAUGUCUCUGGGAUGUCUCUGGGAUGUCUCUGGGAUGUCUCCGGGAUGUCUCUGGGAUGUGGGAUGUCUCCAGGAUGUCUCCAAGAUGUCUCUGGGAUAUCUCUGGGAUGUCUCUGGGAUGUCCCCGUGUUGGGAUGUCUCUGGGAUGUCUCUGGGAUGUCUCCGGGAUGUCUCUGGGAUAUCUCUGGGAUGUCUCUGGGAUAUCUCUGGGUUGUCUCUGGGAUGUCCCCAGGAUGUCUCUGGGAUGUCUCUGGGAUGUCCCAGUGUCGGGAUGUCUCCGGGAUGUCUCCGGGAUGUCCCCGGGAUGUUUCUGGGAUGUCCUCGGGCCGUGCCCGGCGCCGUUCCCGGCUGGAAUCUCGUCUCUCCAGGUGAACAUGCUGGUGCUGGGCCGGCACCUGGGCAUCCCCAAGCCCUUCGGGCCCGUGGUGGGCGGGCGCUGCUGCCUGGAGCAGCGCGUGCGGGAGCUGCUGGAGCCGCUGGGCCUCUCCUGCACCUUCAUCGACGACUUCUUCUCCUACCACGUCCUGUCGGGGGACGUCCACUGCGGCACCAACGUGCGCCGCAAGCCCUUCGCCUUCAAGUGGUGGCACGUGGUGCCCUGAGGCGGCUCCGCGUCCCCUCGGUGUCCCCUCGGUGUCCCCUUGGUGUCCCCUCCGUGUCCUCUCUGUGCCCUCCCAUGUCCCCUCCAUGUCCCCCCGUGUCCCCUCCAUGUCCCCUCCAUGUCUCCCCAUGUCCCCCCCGUGUCCCCCCGUGUCCCCCCGUGUCCCUCCAUGUCCCCUCCAUGUCUCCCCGUGUCCCCUCCAUGUCCCCUCCAUGUCUC
Molecule: messenger RNA, 5603 nt
Organism: Hirundo rustica (Barn swallow)
Lineage: Eukaryota; Metazoa; Chordata; Aves; Passeriformes; Hirundinidae
Exons: 15
Coding region: 352-5385 (1677 amino acids)
Cellular component (GO): cytoplasm
Molecular function (GO): calcium ion binding; protein-arginine deiminase activity
Source: RefSeq, a predicted model, not a curated record